GUUCCGGCGUAGAAACUACUGGAACGGCCGUCCCCGCCCCAACAUGCGAGGGAUCUGGAGCCAAGUGUUUACCCUAGCGGUAUUACAAAUCGCUCUAGUGACGGGCAAGGCGCUUAUACCACAAGAACAACAAGCCCAACAACAGUUGGAACCGAAGUCAGCUUCGAGCAAUGUAGCCCAGAAGCGUGUAGGCUAUGAUUACCCCGCCCCGCCUCUGGAUCUCGUGAACCCUUACCAAGAUCACGACGAUCUUCAUGUUCACGGAGAUCAUCAUGAGGUGAUAGACCAUCACGAAGAUCAUGACCAUCACGGUGAUGACUUCCACGACCAUCAUGAUCACCAUGAUCUGCAUGACCACCAUGAUCACCAUGAAGAGCAUCACGUAGAGGAACACCAUGAGGAACAUCAUGAUCACCACGACCAUCACGAUCCCGGUUACUGGAAAAAGAAACUGAUCUGGAAGCCCGGCUGGAAGAAGAUAUGGAAGCCAUCCAAAAAACAAAUAUGGAAACCAUCAUCGAAGAAAAUAUGGAAACCUAUAUGGGUACCUACCAAAGUUCCCGUUUGGAAAGACAUCAAAGUACCCGAUUGGAAAAAAAUUUAUAAACCAGUAUGGAAACCUAUCAAAGUACCGGCAUGGAAAGAAGUGAAAGUUCCAGAUUGGAAGAAAAUUCAAGUUCCAGUUUAUAAAGAUAUAGUUGUACCUGGCUGGAAAGAUAUUCAAGUACCUGCAUGGCGCAAAAUAUGGGUGCCAGAAUGGGUCAAAGUAGGUGUGCCUGGAGAAAAGUACCUCGGUAAAGACCACGACGGUUGGGAAUAUACGUCACACGAUCUAUGGAAGAAGAAAUUAAUUUGGAAACCUCUUUGGAAGAAAUAUUGGAAACCAGCUAAAAAGCAAAUUUGGAUACCGGACAAGAAAUUGGUAUGGAAAGAUGAGUGGAAGCAGAUUUGGAAGACAGAAAAGAAGCAAAUUUGGGUAGACGACAAAAAGUUAAUCUGGAAAGAAGCUUGGCAACAGAUUUGGAAACCCUCCAAGAAACUGAUCUGGGUUCCAGACAAAAAAUUGGAAUGGAAGGAAUCCUGGAAGCAAAUAUGGAUCCCGGACUGGAAGGACAUUUGGGUGCCGGGAAUUAAGAAAAUAUGGCGACCAGUUUGGAUUUCAGAAUGGUUCCCAUCACCGGAUCACCAUGAACACGUUCAUGAAUCUCACGGUUGGGACAGAAGUGAUAAUAGCGCAGCAUCCAGCCAAAAAUCGGUGACAGUGAAGAAAGCUCCUCAGCAAACGAGCCCUCAACAACCUACACAGUCAACGUGGCAGUUCCCGAAAUAAUUAACUUAAUUUAAAGUAUUUGGUUUUAUAUAAUUGUCAAAAAUGUUCGCAGAAUCAUAAGCAAUAAGAGCGGUCACGUGCGACGGAAUCACGUCUGGAUUAUAGGUAAAUGCCUAAUUGAAAUUGCAAAACGCUCUGCGAAACUAAUUAGUAAAUAUUGCGAUUGUUUCUAUGAACUGCGAACAUUUGUUAUUGUUACAAGUAACUAUUAAAAUCGAGAUUGAUAGCGUUGCAAAAGAGGAGUAUUGAAGCUUUAACUGAAUUACGUAAUGUUCUAUUGAAAAAUUUUUUUACAUAUAGUAUCUAUGACAUAUACCUUAUCUAAAAUUUCAACCUUAUUAAUAUAAAGAGUAAAAAUGGUAAAGCUUGUUGAAAUCGGAUUACGGUGAGAAUCAGUAAAUGUAAAGAGCCAUUGAAGUCAGUUACGUUAUAAAGUUGAAAUUGCUUUGUUUUGCCUUGUCAAUGGUAAUUCUGACACUAUGACAAUAGUAAUUUGACAAUUUCCUCGCAAUCGCUCGAAAUGAUGUAAUUUACUUUACUCGUGAUGGUGCCCACUGAUGUUUUGUGUUUUGUUGUUCUUAGUGUGUGUGUUUCUAGUUGUUGUUAUUGAGUACUUUAAUUUUAAGUGAAUUUAAAUAGAUAUAGCUGAACCAAUGAAAUAAAUAUAAGUUUUGUUAUAUUCUUA
This is a messenger RNA of Papilio polytes (common Mormon), 2015 nucleotides long. RefSeq lists its product as uncharacterized. The record is from RefSeq and is a predicted model, not a curated record. Lineage: Eukaryota; Metazoa; Arthropoda; Insecta; Lepidoptera; Papilionidae. The transcript has 2 exons. The coding region runs from base 44 to 1330 and encodes 428 amino acids.